Messenger RNA from Rhododendron vialii, 1800 nucleotides. Its product is annotated as protein SEH1-like. Gene Ontology annotation, molecular function: protein binding. The coding region runs from base 1404 to 1787 and encodes 127 amino acids. The transcript is spliced from 3 exons. Lineage: Eukaryota; Viridiplantae; Streptophyta; Magnoliopsida; Ericales; Ericaceae. The record is from RefSeq and is a predicted model, not a curated record.
ACACUGUCAAAUGCACACAGUUGAUUUAAAUUCAUUCCAUUUUCCGAUGCAAAUCGAAUGGCUUAGAUAGUGUGCAGGUUUGGCACGAGGGUGGAGAUGAUUUUGCUGCCAUUCUUGAUGCCAAAUUUUUGCUCUGGCAUGGGAUUUGGCACAAGGGUGUACUUUCUAUAAGUGGCUUUGCCAUUUUUUUUGGUGCCAAUCCUGGCGUGAGAAAUGGCCUAGCUCAUUUUGGGGAUCUCGCGUCAAAUAAUGCCUUUGGCUUGAGAAAUCGCUUAUCACACGCCAUGACCUAGCUCAUUUUGGGGAUCUCACAUCAAAUAAUGCCUUUGGCUUCAGAGAUGGCUUACCAUUAGAGAUAUUCUUAAUUGUUAGUUCUACUAAGUUUCCUUUGGCUAUUCACUGCAACAGUCCUAUGCAUUCAUUGGGAGAAACCUAUACAAGGAAAAGAAAGUCAAAUCUUCAAUCCUCUUCGUCCUAAGCUGAAUAGUCCCCGUUUGGUUGCUGUUUUCAGCGUCAGUAUAGCAGAACAUUUACCCUUAAACUUGUUUGACAUAUUCUCGAUAUCUUUUUCCGAUAAAAUUGUAAAAUGGGAAAACAUGUGGAUUCAUUGAUUGGUUUUCUAAAAAGCAAUUUUGUUAAGUAUUUGUUGUUGGUUAGCCCCAAUUGGUUACAACAUAUGAAGUAUCAUAGUAUUGAAGUGCACGUGAUGUAUUGACGUCACUUGCGUAUCAUGUCACACGGACGCAUGUAUUGGCUCUUCUUCUUUUUUUUUUGAUAACUCAAGUAUUCGGGCCGGCUUGCCUGACACAUGUAUUGGUAUUGAGUGUCGUCACCGUAUCUAUUUCUAAGUGUCUUAUUUUUCUAAUUCCUUGUCAAACAACACAACAGGGUAGAUAUUCUUAGUCUUUAAUACAAAUGUUUGUUAAGUAUCGCGCAUCAGAUGCUUGGGCAUUGUUAUAUUUUGAAUGCAAAUAUUAAACUUCCUUAUUGGGCUCAUGAUCAAAUAGACAUAUAGGAUAUAUUGGUGAAAAUCAUCUUCAGACUGAUACAGAAAAAUAUUAAUGACUGAUAGAUGUCUGCAGGUUUGGGAAUUUGAUCAGGAUCACCAAAGAUGGCUUCCGGUUGCUGAGUUGGCUUUACCUGAGGAAAAGGGCGAUCCAAUUUAUGUGGUUGCUUGGGCACCAAAUAUUGGCAGGUAACAUUGUGUCCAUCUUCUGAUACAAGUUUAUUUCGUGCGCGGCACAUGUAAAUAUAACCUUAAGCCCACGAUUCCGGCAUUUUGAAAUGCUAAAUAUUUUCAGGGGCAAUGUUUUGCUUCAGCAUACCAUGAUUCUGAGGUUACUGCUAGGAGCAUCAUUAUUUGAGAUGACUCUUAUCUUGGGUAGAUAUUUCUUUUUUAGGCCAUGACGUUAAUAACAAUUGGGACUCACAAGCAAAUUGCAUUAUGGCACCUUGGAUUGAACCCCAAUAUUGAUGGAAAGCUCUCAACGGAAAAGGGGAGGAUGUGCUUCUUGAAUCUUCCCUUACAAAUAUUAUAUUUCCGUGAUCAGGUUUGGGAGAUGGAGUGGAACAUCAGUGGAAUGACACUAGCAACCACUGGAGGUGAUGGCGUGCCCACGUUUCUUCUUCUUCCCUGGCACAACCACCCUUUUAACUUGAAGGCUUGCAUGGAUGAUUACGGAGGGAUCGAACGUUGUGUUUUCACUGUCAACUCAAUCUCUGACCCAAUCAACAUCGAAGAACCACUGCAGCUAGAAGCACCCCAACCACAACCGGCUCAACCCUAACCUCCAAAAACAC